This is a messenger RNA of Umbelopsis ramanniana AG, 756 nucleotides long. RefSeq lists its product as uncharacterized. Gene Ontology annotation, molecular function: flavin-dependent sulfhydryl oxidase activity; flavin adenine dinucleotide binding. NCBI's taxonomy places the organism in Eukaryota, Fungi, Mucoromycota, Umbelopsidomycetes, Umbelopsidales, Umbelopsidaceae. Gene Ontology annotation, cellular component: mitochondrion. The transcript has 3 exons. Bases 80 to 610 code for a protein of 176 amino acids. The record is from RefSeq and is a predicted model, not a curated record.
GAUGGAGAAUUUCGUUUGAAAAGCCUCCCUAUAUGGCCAGAAACUGUCAGCCAGUAACGGUACUUUGACGACAAUAGUCAUGCGAGCACCUCCUAUACAAAUCACGCUAACUGCCUGUGUACUUGUGUUCCUUACCAUUGCUUUUGUACUCUUGCAACCGUCUAAACCUAACUUACACUGGCAAUCGCAAGAAGCUGCCAUACAUGCUGCUCAUGAACCCGACGUCGGUGGACAUGUGAUUAUGGGCAAGCUUGGCAAUGAGACAAUAAAAGCGGAGCUUGGUCGAUCAACGUGGAAGUUGCUACAUACGAUGACAGCGAGGUUUCCGUUAGAACCCACAUCAGAAGAGAGAACUGCGCUUAAACAAUGGAUCACAUUGCUAUCGAGAUUAUACCCAUGCGGCGAAUGCGCUGAACACUUUCAAGUUCUCUUAAAGCAAUACCCUCCACAAACAUCUUCAAGAGACGCUGCAUCACAAUGGGCGUGUGCGGUGCAUAACAAGGUCAAUGAACGGUUAGAAAAGCCAAUGUUCGAUUGCAGUCUGGUUGCUGACAUGUAUCAAUGUGGAUGCGACGAAGAAGAAGGGAGCGAAGAAGUUGGCUUGAUAUAAGCAUCCAUGCAUACAGUAUAUAGAUUUGUUAAUGUAAUAAAGAGGUGUCAUGGGCUCGGUCGAUAGGCUUAUUGACCUGUUUCCCAAUAUUUCAUGCUGCUGCACUCGAGGAAAUUUCUGGAGCCCGCCAGUCAUUUCCACUGACU